CCACUUGGUCCGAGCCAGGUGGAUGCAUCCCUCUGAAAUAGCUAUACAUCCAUGAUGACCCAGCAACGAAGGCCACAAGGCAACUGCUUAGCAUCAAAGAUCCAGAGACGAGAAUAAAGAGAAGCGUGCCAAUGGGGAUCCAUAUAGGGCUUGAGAUGAUUACCAACGGGGCAAAGAAGAGGAGAGUGAGAAUUCCUAUAGUGAUUGUGAUCCCUGUAAAGAAGAGCAAAAAUGUGCCGGAUAUGAGGAGAGUGAGGAACCCGAUAAGCUGUGUCGAUGUGGGUGCAUUCCAAUAUUGAGAGCAGCUACUUUGCGCUUUGCGAAGGAAUGUUGUCGCAGAGCCACCCCGACUACUGUGUAAGAUCUAAGAGUUG
This is a messenger RNA of Linum tenue, 374 nucleotides long. NCBI's taxonomy places the organism in Eukaryota, Viridiplantae, Streptophyta, Magnoliopsida, Malpighiales, Linaceae. The record is from the annotation of a GenBank genome assembly.